AGCCAGUACGCAGGCGCGCGCUCUAGGGCGGAAGCGAGAGUCCGCGGCUGCACGUGGGGUCUGGGGCGAUGGAGGGGGCGAUGCUGCCUGAUGCCAAGAUCCGCACUGAGUCCGGAACAGAGUCCGGCCCACGGGGCCCUGGCUGCAGCCUCCGGCACUUUGCGUGUGAACAGAACCUGCUCUCCCGGCCUGACGGCUCUGCCUCUUUCCUGCAAGGGGAUACAUCGGUCCUGGCGGGCGUGUAUGGGCCAGCCGAGGUGAAGGUCAGCAAAGAGAUCUUCAACAAGGCCACCCUGGAGGUGAUCCUGCGGCCGAAGAUCGGGCUGCCUGGCGUCGCGGAGAAGAGCCGGGAGCGGCUGAUCAGGAACACGUGUGAAGCUGUGGUAUUGGGAACGCUGCACCCCCGCACCUCCAUCACUGUGGUGCUGCAGGUCGUCAGCGACGCUGGCUCUCUCCUGGCCUGUUGCCUGAACGCCGCCUGCAUGGCGUUGGUGGAUGCAGGGGUGCCCAUGCGGGCCCUCUUCUGUGGGGUCACCUGUGCUCUGAACUCUGACGGCACCCUCGUGCUGGAUCCCACAGCCAAGCAAGAAAAGGAGGCCCGGGCCGUCCUGACCUUUGCGCUCGACAGCGUGGAACGGAAGCUGCUGAUGUCCACCACCAAGGGGCUCUACUCCGAUGCUGAGCUCCAGCAGUGCCUGGCCACGGCCCAGGCUGCCUCGCAACACGUCUUCCGCUUCUACCGGGAAUCGCUGCAGAGGCGUUACUCCAAGAGCUGAGACAAGCCGGGGCAGGGCGCCCCUCCCGUGGCUGCCGCCGCCCCCCACUACCUCCGCGGAAAAUAAACCAGCAGCUGGCCUCGCCUCUCAGUCCCUGUGCACCCAGAUGCGCUUGUGGGCCUGGGGGCACGGACCCACCUUGCUCCCCCCAAAAGCCUUUCCGACUGGGAAACCCCCCUUCUCCACCCGCCAGUCUGACCGAUACCUGUGGGGCACCCGGGGUAAAGAAUGACCCCCCCUCCAGGUCCCAGGUUCAAGGAGCAGCAGGGUGAGGGGCAAAGAAAAUCAGCGUUUGUCAGGUGGUGGUAAAUGCUAUGAAGAAAGCGAAGAGCAGGGACGGGGUUUGGGGAGGGCGAAUUUAAUACGUUAGUGAGGGACAUCUGCGGGGGGUGGGGUGCAUCCGAGGGAAGCCCGGGAGGAGGCCUCCGGGAGGUGGGGCACCAGCAAGGCUUCCGUGUGGCUCUGGUGGUGGCUGGAGCAGAGCGAGAUGGGUCGGGGAGGGAACGGGCACAGUGGUGAGGCCCUGUGGGUCUUAGCAUCCCGGUCUUAGCCUGAAGAAACGGGCUCAGCAGCCAGUGAGCUGCCAGAUGUCACCAGUGAGUCCGAGUCCAGCCCCAGAGCCUGUCACUGCUCAGAAAGGCUGGGGAGACACCAGCACAGUCUUGACUGCAGUUCCCCAUCUGUAACCGGAAGUGACUGGGGCCCAUGUUUCUCGUGGCGUGGUAGCACCCCCCCCAGGGUGUAUGGAAAUAUGGGGGGGUGGUUAGUUGCCAUUUGACCGCUCGGUCCCUCGCCCCCGUAUUUAGCGGGCAGGAGCUAAGAACAUGAGAGCAUCCCUCGAGGAGUAACCGUCCCACAGCUGGGCCACAUGGUCACCAGAUUCUGUGGGGCAUUGACAUUUGGGGGUUUGCAGUGAAAAUUAUAUGUCUGGCGGGCCCUCUGCUGCGUGCUUCACAUGCUUGAACUAGUUCACGCAGUUCCCACAAUUGCCCCCUUAGAGCCUGUGUCAUUUUCGUCCCCAGUAACCGAGAAGGAGAAGCAUCAAAGUCUUUAGCUUGAAAUUCCGUGCCGUGAGACGGGAGAACUCCAAACGGGAAAGUGUUUUCUUCUAGUAAGAUCCACUGGAAUGGCAUUAAACAGAGAACUAAA
Molecule: messenger RNA, 1925 nt
Organism: Mirounga angustirostris (Northern elephant seal)
Lineage: Eukaryota; Metazoa; Chordata; Mammalia; Carnivora; Phocidae
Gene: EXOSC5
Product: exosome component 5
Exons: 6
Coding region: 69-776 (235 amino acids)
Biological process (GO): rRNA catabolic process; nuclear mRNA surveillance; poly(A)-dependent snoRNA 3'-end processing
Cellular component (GO): nucleolus; cytoplasmic exosome (RNase complex); nuclear exosome (RNase complex)
Source: RefSeq, a predicted model, not a curated record